AGAACAAGUUUAGUUAUUUCAGUUUGAAAGUGAAAGCUUCACGUUUUUUUUCAAGCUUUUCAAACCUCCGCUCCCCCCAUAUUCAACUUCGCCAUCUUCUUUGACUCCUCCUCACUUCUCACACACAACUACCCUAAAAUCCUAAAGCACAUACCCUAAAACCCUAAAACAUGUGUCCUUAUCUCGCACCAACCACCACAUUUCCGGCCCUUUGAUCGAAAACCUCUAGAAAUUGCUGAAAAUAAUAAUAAUAAGAUGUUGAUGAAAUUAAAAAAAAUAAAAUAAAUAAGACCUCUAAAAGGGCACCCGGCCACAACUACAAUACCAACAGACAAGAUAUCCCUAAAGGAACACCAGCUAGUACCGAUUAUGGGGAACACCUUGGGAAGAAAAAAGACCACAAAGGUUAUGAAGGUGACCGGAGAGACGAUGAAGCUGAAGAUUCCGGUAACCGCCGGCGAGGUAACCAAGGACUACCCUAGCCACGUUCUGCUGGAAUCGGAGGCUGUGAAGCACUUCGGCAUCAGAGCGAAACCCUUGGAGUCGCAGCAGGAGCUGAAGCCCAAAAGGCUAUACUUCUUGGUGGAAAUGCCAAAGUUUCCGGCGCAGAUGCCUAGGAGGGUCCGGUCGGAGAUCAAGAUGAGCGCCAAGGACCGCCUGGAGAGCCUCAUGCUCGCCCGGAGAUCGGUGUCGGACCUGUCCAUCAUGAAGCCGGCGAGCAUUGGUGUUGCAGAAGAGGGGUCGUCAUCGUCGUCCGGCGCCGGCAAGGUGCAGGUGAAAAUGAGAGUGCCGAAGGCGGAGGUGGACCGGUUGGUGAAGGAAAGCGGCGACGAGAAUGAGGCCGUGAAGAAGAUUGUAGACCUUUGCAUGGCGAAUCCCGGAGGGGGCUCGACGUCAAUGCACCGGCGGACACAGUGGAAGGGUUGCAGGGAAAGAGAGACUAAUGUUAGGUUUGAUUCCAAUAAUUAUUAUAUAGAAAUAUAAUGAUUUAAUUAUCUAAGAAGUUGUAUGUUGAAGGCCUACCAUGUAAGAGUUGGCGCUAUUUGCAGGAAAAUAUUGGAAUAUGGCAUAUUAAUUUUAUGGGCA
This is a messenger RNA of Malania oleifera, 1086 nucleotides long. RefSeq lists its product as uncharacterized. The transcript has a single exon. Lineage: Eukaryota; Viridiplantae; Streptophyta; Magnoliopsida; Santalales; Ximeniaceae. The record is from RefSeq and is a predicted model, not a curated record. The coding region runs from base 370 to 984 and encodes 204 amino acids.